UGCCACACAAAGCCUUGGAGCCUGUUACAGGGACGCUGCUGUCAGCUGCGGGGGUUGCGGUGGAGAAGAGGCGUGUUUGUUCCAAAGUGUUCUUGAAGACCUCUGUGGAGUCCGAUCGAGACUUGGACUCUUUUCUGCCAUGGGGGACGUUGUUUCCAGUCACCUGGAUGAAGCCAAACGGGAGAUUAUCUCAGCCCGGACUGGGGUGUUGAUGGCUGAGUUUGGGCAUGUGUAUGAGCAACAGUACGCUGUAGCUCUUUUCAACAAAGUUCGCUUUGACUUAGAGGGAGGAGGCGGCCCACAGCCACAGCUACUACAGCGCAAGAACCCAUUGGAGAACAAAUCCAUCUUCUCAGGAUCAAUCUUCCAGUGCUUGGAGGAGAACAAGAAAUGGAGAAAUCGCUUCCUCUUUGUCCCUGACACUUACAAUAUCAGUUACUACGACAACAAAGCAGCUUAUGACAAACACCUGCCUCCCAAAGGAACCAUUAACUGUGCUGGUUACAAAGUGCUGAACUCUAUGGAGCAGUACAUGGACCUAAUCGGUAGCAGUCUGCCUGGUAUAAAAGCCAAGGUGGGAAGCGCUCCCUUCCUAAAGUUUCCUUCCCAGUUUCCUCUGAUGCUGUGGCAUCCUUACGCCCGACACUACUUCUUCUGUGUGGAGACGGAGAAAGAGCAGCAGAAGUGGCAUGCUGUCCUUCAGGACUGCGUUAGACACGCAAACGAUGGUUUGUCUGAGGAACAUGAAGUCCAAACGCCAGCUUUUACCGACACAGUCCGACUUUACCGCCAGGCUCAAGGGCACUUUGGCACCUGGGAGAUGAUGUGUGGUGUACCAUCACAGAUCCUGUCUAACCUGGUGAUGGAGAGCCUCCUGCCUGAACUGCGGGAGCUCAUCUCCCCCCGCCUCAAAGGAAAACUGCAUGAGAGGCAGAGGAACUGGAUGCUGAUCACGGAUGCGGUGUACGGUUUGGUGCAGAGCCAGUGUCAGAGCCAGUAUGAAGCGGCAGUGCAGAAGUGUGAAGCAGCGCGCUCCUCUCUGGAAGCUUUCAUACGAACAGAUAUGGAUCAGAUCAUCACAUCCAAGGAGCACGUCACAAACAAGAUCAAAGCCGUGGUUCUUCCUAAGGCUGAAAAGUUGCUGAAGGUGAGCAUCCAGCCUUACAUCAGCUCCAUUCUGGAUGCCCUUAUGGAGCCCACCAGCCGAGGCUUCUUUGAAGUCCGUGAUGUUUUCUUCAGGGAACUGGUGGACAUGAGCAAGAACAGCCUCAAUAACGGUACAAAGGAGACUGUAGCACAGCACAUGGAGAAGAUCUCCAUGCUGGCCUUCCACCCAGUGAAGAUGCAGAGCUGCUAUGAAAAGGUGGAGCAGCUGAGUCUAGAGGGGCUGCAGCAGCGAUUUGACGUCGCCAGCCCCUCAGUGUUUGUUCAAAGGGCUCAAAUUCUCAUGAGAAAGCAAAUGGACGAUGCAGUGUACACAUUUGAACAGAUCCUCCACCAAAGUCUGGAAUCUCAGGGUGCUGAGGAUCUGUGUAACACCAUCCAGCGGUGUCAGGACAGAGUUAUAAAGAAAUUUGACUAUGACAGCAGUACAGUGAGAAAGCGUUUCUUUCGCGAGGCCCUCCUCCAGAUCUUCAUCCCCUACAUGCUAAAGCAGCUCACCCCAUCCUGUGCUUCAGAGCUUCCCCGCUUCCAGGAGCUGAUCUUUGAAGACUUUUCCCAGUUUAUCCUGGUGGAAAACAUCUUUGAAGAAGUGGUUCUGCACUCAGUCAUGAAGGACAUCAUGAUGGCUGUGAAGGAGGCAGCAGUCCAGAGGAGACACAACCUGUACAGGGACAGUAUUGUCCUUAGCAACAGUGACCCCAGCCUCCAUCUGUUGGGAGAAAGCCCAUCCAUUGACUGGGCAGAGAAGUAUGGAGGAAAGCAGGAGGAAGGAGAAGAAUUGGAGGAGGUUUCUGAGGGUGUUGGUGAAUCCUCAGAGUCCCAGAGGAUAAGAAGGGUAAAGCAGGUGGUGUCAAUGAUCCAAGUGGAAGGCUCCAGUGAGUUGUUCAGGGACACACCUACCAUUGAUGUGAUCCUAGAGGAGAAUGAUGGAGCUGGGGAGGAGAAGGCAGAUGUUGAAGCUACCACACAGACCACAUCUCCAGUGCCCAAAGUGACCGAGAGCCAACCAGACUCCACCAAUGGUUCAGCCUUACAGAAAGAAGAAGCUAACCCAGAAGAGCUGAAUAAGGAAAAGAACCCAGUGGAGGUUGAUUCAGCUGUGAAAGAUGCACCAGGUAAUGUAGAGAAGGAACAGGGAGAAAACCUCCACCCUGUGGUCAAAGAGGAGCCAUCCCCAGACAAGCAGGAGAUGCAAGAACCUUCACCAUGUUCUGAGGAAAUAUUGUCUGAUGGCACAAAAACAACUCCAAAGAAUCCUUCAGACUUGUCCAAUGGUUUUGAUUUAGAGGUAGAGAAAGCCAACCCAAAGCAUCUGUUUAAAGAAAAUGCUGCAUUGUCUAACUAUGCUGUAGACGGUGCUUCAGAUUUAAGUGAGGAGCGUAAAGAGGUUAGCAAAGCAGUGGCAGAAGAGGAAGCACUCCAGGAAUCAGAGGAACGUCUACAACUCCCACCUCCUUCAGAGGAAACAGCAUCUGAGGCUUCACACACAACUCUUGGGAACCCUUCAGAAAUGUCCCAUGCUUCAGACUUGAAGGAAGACGAGUCAAAAGCAGCUGAACCAUGUGACCAAGACGUCCCACCCCAGGCUGAACUAGCUGCAGAUGGGGCUUCUGUUAAUAUACAGGGAGAGGAAAAGAAAGAAUACCACCAACCAGUGUCAGAGGAGCUGCCACAUCUCAACCAGGAGGAGAUGGAUAAGGCAGUGCCAGUGUCAACACAACCUGAGGAAACUAGGGAAUCAAUUCCAGAAAACCCUGUACUCCAACAUAAUGACAAUGACUUCCAGUCUCCCACCGCAAAGGUGGAGGAGCAGGGAGAGGUGAUUUCCACAUCUGUCCCUCAGCCCCCAGAGUAACUCUUUGUGGGAAAGGAGGAAAAUGUAGCCGACGCAGUGCACAGAACUCGGGACUCUGUGAAAAAAAAUCAAUGUUAAAAUAAUUUCCACAUGGCGCUCUCAAACUGAACCCUGCUCUGUUUCAUUCCUUCUUUUAGCAGUAAAGGUCAUGCUGAUGCACCUCACAAGUUUUCACAGCAGCAAUCACUAAGCAGCCUGUUUUCACCAAACAUGUCCGAGUCAACCACUGUUUUCCCAACUUUUCAUUCACCAGGAAAACCCUGAGGUUAUUUUACUACACAUACCACACAUUUAUUUUUUCUUCAACUACAAAUAUGAGCACAGUGGAUGAUAAUGGUGUGACAAACAAAGACCAAUUGCUUGAACACUCUUGAUAAGGUACCUUUGUUGAAAAGCCUGUUCAUUUAGCUUUUCAGUCUGUUUCAACAAACUGUUGUGGCUUUUAAAAAUCUACAACAGUUAGUAUUUUUUAAUCAGUUAACCUGAUGUAUGCAAGUGUCUGUGUUCUUCAAGAAUCAACGAGAUAAUGAGCUCAGACCAAGUGAGAAAAACCCAGAGUACAGUUGAAUCAAACCUCUUCUAUCAGUCAAUAGAUGACAGAUUCUAGAGCGGAACAAAGAUAGGUAUUCAACACUAUUUCUAUGGGUUUCUGUCCUUCCAACCCAGUGCAUAUUAUGUAUGAAACGUUGUAUGGAACAGAGAACCACCUAACUGUCACUUUUACUAAUAUAUAUAUAUAUUUUAA
Molecule: messenger RNA, 3764 nt
Organism: Poecilia reticulata (guppy)
Lineage: Eukaryota; Metazoa; Chordata; Actinopteri; Cyprinodontiformes; Poeciliidae
Product: protein Niban 2-like
Source: RefSeq, a predicted model, not a curated record